AUGCCGCCAUAUCCUGACGAGCAGUUACCGACGGAAACAUUAUCUAUGCAGGAAUUUGUGGAGCUCGCCAAGGAAAUGUUGACAGGACGCCUCACAGUCCCCGAUUUUGUCAGGCUUGUGCUGGCAGGACGUAAAAAGACGGCCGCGGGAGAAAGACGUCUGAAUAUAAACGUCUUCAAGGACUGCGUGUCCCCUGCCGAUAUCGACAACAUCGCGGUUACCAGAGACUUCGACUCCAUUAUCGGAAUCACCACAAACAUCCCCUUGCGGACCUCGUUGGCGGUUUACCCAGCGGCAAACUUCAGAGACAGCCUACUAAAGUCAAAUCAUCUGAAGAAAACAAUUCGAUUGGCUCACUGGGACCAUUUGCGCCAGAUUGACCUUCAUCGAAUUCCAAACGUAUGCCUAGGCACCGCCGGUCAUCGGCAGAAGACGAUGAUUUUUUUCCCUCAUAUGUACAAGCCAGAAGGCGUUCCUCGCGUCAGCAAAGAGGAAAUGGCUCUCCUAUAUGACUCCUGCAUCAGGCCAACGGUUGUAGCUGUUGAGCCAAAGUCCAUCGCUCAUUGGCCCGUUAAUUAUGAAGCAUGCCUAAUGUCCAUGCGGGAUAUGCGAAAACAGUUCCACUUCACGACCCGGAACAUACCUCACCGCAAGUUGCACGACUUUGCAACAACUCUCCGCACCAACUUGAACAACCACCCGGUCUUCCGCGACAGCUUCUUCGUGCACGAACUACGAGGAAUCAAGGGGAGAACCAUUCACAGCGCAGCCAACCCACAAGACUGUGACGACGCUUUCGAUGAUGCCUUCGCAACAUUCGAGACGGGCCAGAUGCUUCAAACCCCCAUGUCCCAGUGGUACAUUGAUGUUGGAGUGGAGAUCCAUGCACCGGGCCUAGCGCUGCAAUGGCGUACUGACAGUCAUCAAAAGGUACUGGAGUAUGCUCUGCCAACCCCAUCAGUGGAGGAAAUUUCGCAGACCAUCGAGGGAAGACAUUUCAAGAAGGAUGUCUGUUCUCUGCUCUAUGACCUGUCCGGAUUCCGCGUCGAGGUACCCACACUUGGUGCCGACGACCAUGUAAAAUAUGUCAACGUUUACACAACAGACAAGUGUGCGACAUAUCAGAUUCAUCCAGGCCAAUUUCGCCGACACAGAGCCCAGGACCUUCUACCCCACCGCUUGAAGUCAUUCUUAUCAGAUGUUGAGUCACUUGGUGUACUCUACGACACCUGCGCUGGUCAUGAAGCCGAAGUCAAACAAGAGGGCUCCGCAAGACUGGAGCUUCGGGCAGCAGUUUUUCCAGGUUCCCCAACAUCUCACAUGUUGAGAGACGUUACCCAAGAGCUGAUCGAGUCUUCAAUUGUUGGAUUUGACCCUAUUGAUUGGUGGUAA
Molecule: messenger RNA, 1392 nt
Organism: Phanerochaete carnosa HHB-10118-sp
Lineage: Eukaryota; Fungi; Basidiomycota; Agaricomycetes; Polyporales; Phanerochaetaceae
Exons: 2
Coding region: 1-1392 (463 amino acids)
Source: RefSeq, a predicted model, not a curated record